AUGCAGGACACAGAUUGUCGCCUUUUGACAUCGAAGAGGUGUGCGUGCCCUGGGUGCUGCCUGGACUGUGCUGCGGAGGCGAUGAAGUUCCCUGGUCCCGUGGAGAACCGGCGGCUGGUGACUCUGCUGGAGGCCGCGCUGCACCGGGAAGCUCGCCUCUGGAAGGUCCCAGUCUACAAGAACGGCUUCAUCCAGGGCACUGACACCUCUUCAGCCCAGCACCAGGAGGUGAUCCGAUGGCUGGGGGAGAUGAGCCGCUCCUUCCGCUUCUGCCCCGAGACCUUCGCUUUGGGCGUGUGUGUCCUGCACCGCAUGCUGUCCACGGUCAAGGCUCAGCCAAAGUACCUGAAGUGCAUCGCCUUCACCUGUCUGAUCCUGGCUGCCAAGAUCAACGAGGAGGAUGAGGUGAUCGGCUGCGUCAAGGACCUGGUGGUGCUGAGCGGCUGCAGCUUCUCCACGGCGGAGAUCCUGCGAAUGGAGCGCAUCAUCCUGGACAAGCUGCACUGGGACCUGUUCACCGCCACCACCGUCGACUUCAUUCACAUCUUCCACGCUCUCCUGGUGUCUGGGCAGCCUUUCCUCAUCCCGUCCAUCGGCCUGGGUUCUGGGGUGCCGCAUCAGAACAGACCCUCUGGCUUCCAGGGGGCGCUGUGGACCAGGCAGGCGCAGCACUGCAUGGCCUGCCACCAGCUCUGGCAGUUCAAGGGCUCCACGUUGGCUUUGGCCAUCAUCACUUUGGAGCUGGAGGCAGUGACGCCCGACUGGUUCUCCAUCUGCAACGACCUGAUGAAGAAGGCACAGGUGGACAGUGCAGAGUUCAUCCACUGCCGGGAGACCGUGGACGAGUACCUCCUCAGUCUGGAGUUCUCCCUCUCCACCAACGCAGUCUACAUCCUGGAGGCGGGCCAGAUCGGCGGCACGCAGCGUCUCCGGGGGCGACGGGAGCGCGGCGGCGGCGGCCAGAGAGACCACGGCAACGACGACGACUACUCCGACGGCUUCCGCUGCCUGUACCGCGAGGAGAUGAUGUCCGAGCCCCACAUGAAAAACGUCUCUCCCUGCCCCCCGCUCCACUCCCCGGUCAACUAA
This is a messenger RNA of Knipowitschia caucasica, 1089 nucleotides long. Lineage: Eukaryota; Metazoa; Chordata; Actinopteri; Gobiiformes; Gobiidae. The record is from the annotation of a GenBank genome assembly.